Saccoglossus kowalevskii is the source of this 1188-nucleotide messenger RNA. RefSeq names its product acid-sensing ion channel 3-like. NCBI's taxonomy places the organism in Eukaryota, Metazoa, Hemichordata, Enteropneusta, Harrimaniidae. Gene Ontology annotation, molecular function: ligand-gated sodium channel activity. Gene Ontology annotation, cellular component: plasma membrane. The record is from RefSeq and is a predicted model, not a curated record. Gene Ontology annotation, biological process: sodium ion transmembrane transport.
AUGAGCUCAGUCCAUCCAAACUCAGAGAUUGUGAGAGAAGAUACAAUCCAAUUACAUGGAUCGCACGUUGGAAAGCGUGACAACACCGUGGUUGACCAGGAUACGCACAACGUGGCAGUGUCACCGCGACAGUCCAAUUCCUGUCUAUGGUUGAUUUAUGGAUUUUCUAAAGAGAUCAGCAUAGGUGGCGUUAAGUAUAUUGGAGAUCCCAAUCUGGGAAUACUUAGACGAUUUAUCUGGUUGGUUUUGGUCAUCCUUGGACUCGCCGGGUUAAGUUAUCAAGUUAUAGUUAGUAUAACUACUUUCAAAUCUUGGCCAACCAAUACUAACAUGAAAAUUGAGUAUGCUGACAAAAUGGUCUUCCCCGCUGUAACUAUUUGUAACUAUAAUCCAUUGAGAAAUCACAUUGUGCAAUCGCAUGGAGACGACAUUAUGAAUAUGAUCACGGCUAUGUUCACCGUGUACACAGUAGAAUCUGACCCUCCGGAUUUCUCGAAUAUUGACUUUGAAGGGUUUGAUAUGACAGCCUUCCGCAUAGAAACAGCUCACACAAAGGAGGAUAUGGUUGCAAGAUGUUCUUGGAAGCAACAGCCUUGUAGUUCAGAUAAUUUUACGAUGACCUUAACAGACUUUGGUGUAUGCUACACUUUCAAUUCUGGUGACAUUGACAUGGAAUUAUUGCAGGUAGAGGCUAAAGGAAGUCGAUUCGCAUUGACGGUGACUCUUAACUUGGAACAGUGGGACUACAUUCUAGGUGCAAGUGAAGUAGCUGGAUUUCGCUUGGCAAUCCAUGGACAAACUGAAAUACCAAUGAUCAGAGAUUCUGGAUUUGCUAUAGCACCAGGAACACGAACUCUCAUCGGAAUACAAAAAAGACAGAUGACCAAUUUGCCGUCACCACAUGGAAAGUGUGCGGAGCGGUUUUUGAGAUAUUAUAGUACGUACACAUAUAGUGCGUGUCUCAUGGAAUGUGAAACAGAUUACUUGAUUGGCAAAUGUGGAUGUCGUAAUUUCUAUAUGCCAGGCAAUGCAACAGAGUGUAAUCCAGAAGAACUGUAUGUGUGCGGAUACAUCGCAGAAAGUGAUAUUGGUGGUUCCAUGGGAUUGCUGCUUGGAGCAAGUGCAAUAACUAUCGUGGAAUUGAUGGAUUUUUGUUUUGUCAAUAUUUUUAGAAGGUGUUUUGCGUAG